This is a messenger RNA of Brassica napus (rape), 1069 nucleotides long. RefSeq names its product putative protein TPRXL. Bases 198 to 770 code for a protein of 190 amino acids. Lineage: Eukaryota; Viridiplantae; Streptophyta; Magnoliopsida; Brassicales; Brassicaceae. The transcript has a single exon. The record is from RefSeq and is a predicted model, not a curated record.
GACUAACCUCAAAAUUUCGAAAAAGGUCAAAAUAUUUAAACGUAUUUACAUUAAUGCCAUCGAACAUUCUUUUGCUAUAAAUCUCGUUCCUGAGACUCGCUAGGUUUGCCGAACCAACCUCCCUCCGGGGCCUCCUUUAGAGAGAGAGAGAGAGAAUCAAACCCUCUUCUUCCUCCAGAGACUCUCAAAGAAAAGCAAUGGUGACUACAUCGUCUAGUAACAAAUCAAACACUCUUCUUCGUUACUCCAAAGCUGUUCCUUCGUCUUCAUCCUCAGCGUUCGCUUCCUCCACGAGCUCCACCUUCUCGUCUCCGUCCUCAUCCUUCUUCCACCACCGAUCCGCGUCCCCCACUCCCCAGCCUAUGUCGCAGUCCUUUCGCUACUCUCUCGACACCAGAUCCAUCUCCCCUACGAACCACCGAUCCAUCUCCGUUUCCAAGAAACCGCAGCCUAAGGUGUCCGAGACGUCGCCGUCUCGGAGGAGGUGUAUGUGUUCUCCGACGACGCACCCCGGAUCGUUCCGGUGCAGUCUCCACAAAAACGUGGCGAAUCCGCACGGGCAAGGAACGGCGUCGUACACGGGGAACAGUUUGAAUAUGAGGAGAUCGGCGAUGACGAACUCGCUGGUGAGGAUCGGGGGAGUUGAAGGAGAGUGGGUGAGAAGAGCGUUGACGACUCUGAUAAGGCCUUCGUCGCAUCAUCUGAAAAGGAGGGCUGCGUUUCAGCCGCGUCCUAGUAGGCUCUCGGUUAUGUCCAAGGCUGAGUGUUGAUUUUGAUCUGAUAAAGGUUUCAGAGUUUCAGGUUUGUUAACAACAGGACAGAUCUGGUCGGGAAAAGUUGGAUCGGGGGCGAUUGUGGGAGAGAGAGAGUGUCAACGUUGAAAUCGAAGUUUUGUAAAACGAACACACACACACACCAUCAUAUGUUUUUUUUUGUUGUUGGGUGAAGAAAGAUGCGGAAGUGCAUUUUGUACAUAUACUUAUUUUUUUUUACUCUGUUUUAAUGUUUCUCUCGAAAGAAUGUCAAAUUACAUCUAAAAUCAAAAGCUGGUAUGAAAGUUAGAUCUGAA